AUGUCGCAGGCUGUUCAAACCAUUACUUUUAAGGGGAGCGUUGCGAUGGUCACAGAGUUUCUGGGAUUUGCGAUAUACAGCAUCUUGUACCAACGGGGGGUGUACCCACAGGAGGUCUUUGAGCAAGUCAAGAGGUAUGGCAUCCCAUUGAUGAUCUCAACAGAUAGCGACUUGAAUGCCUACCUUGCGGAGCUGCUGCAGCAAGUAGCCAUGUGGGUGACUGCCGAUAAAGUCCGCAAGUUGGUCAUGAUAGUGGCGGACGGCGCAGAAAGCAAUGUGGUGGUGGAGCGAUGGGCUUUUGACAUCUUGGCGGAGGACACAAAAGGCGUGAUUGCCACGACAAGGACGGAUGCUGAGCUUCAACGUGAAAUUCAGGCGGUGAUGCGGCAAAUCACCGCCUCUGUGGCGUACCUGCCCCUGUUGCCGGAGGGUUGCGUUUUUGACCUUCUUGUGUACACCGAGAUGGACGCGGAGUUGCCGUCCAACACGUGGGAACUGAGUGACCCACGCCUCAUACCAUGCAGCAGUGAGGUCAAGUUGCGCUCAUUUACCACAAAUUUCCAUCGAGUGAACGCGUCUGUAACGUACCGAGAAGACGCGGCCUGA
Messenger RNA from Trypanosoma cruzi, 606 nucleotides. RefSeq names its product rev7, putative. Gene Ontology annotation, cellular component: cytoplasm; kinetochore; nucleoplasm. Lineage: Eukaryota; Euglenozoa; Kinetoplastea; Trypanosomatida; Trypanosomatidae. Gene Ontology annotation, biological process: mitotic spindle assembly checkpoint signaling. The coding region runs from base 1 to 606 and encodes 201 amino acids. The record is from RefSeq and is a predicted model, not a curated record. The transcript has a single exon.